This is a messenger RNA of Opisthorchis viverrini, 2027 nucleotides long. RefSeq lists its product as hypothetical. Gene Ontology annotation, biological process: actin cytoskeleton organization; protein phosphorylation. Gene Ontology annotation, cellular component: cytoplasm; nucleus. Gene Ontology annotation, molecular function: ATP binding; protein serine/threonine kinase activity. The transcript is spliced from 7 exons. NCBI's taxonomy places the organism in Eukaryota, Metazoa, Platyhelminthes, Trematoda, Opisthorchiida, Opisthorchiidae. The record is from RefSeq and is a predicted model, not a curated record. The coding region runs from base 1 to 1440 and encodes 479 amino acids.
AUGGAUUCCUUCGACUUUGCUGACAACAACAGCAACACCAAAAACGAUAAAUAUUACACAGAUUUUGUUCCGACUAAUUCGGCUUUGGCUAUGUACAAGGCCGGCUCGCAUUUGUACUGCUCAGAGGACAUUGUUGUCAAGGGAAAACUGGGCAAUGGAUACUUUGCGUCAGUGUUUUUGGUACAUCACCGACCAAGCAAUCAGCUAAUGGCAAUGAAACUAACCAAGGAAGCAUCUGUUCAGCGUCGUGAGAUUGAGUUGCUCAGUUCCGUGGAUCACAAAAAUGUUUUGCGGCUAUUCGGCUCCUGUGUGAUCGGCGCUAGAUUCGCUUGCCUGACUGAGUUUGUCAAUGGUGGCUCACUAGCUGACCUGCUCAGUGCAAAAGGAAUGGACCUGCCCUGGCUGCUUCGAUCAAGUCUGGCUCUGGAUAUCGCCAAUGGUCUUCAUCAUUUGCACUGCAAUAACCUUAUCCACCGAGAUUUGUCUUCGGCGAAUAUUCUGAUCCGUGUGGGUCCUUUCGUUCCCUCCGAACCCGAUGGUCUGGAUUCUAAGAAUUUCCCUGGUCACUUAGUCUACGGUGUUUCCGGCGGCCAGAAUGUGGUUGUCUCCGACGCGGCGUUCGUGCGCGAUUGUCCUGCACAUUCUCGAUCCAGACGACCUUGUUCAAAAGUGCCACUAACCUACAGCCAGAGACAGGCUGAAUUUUCCACAAACGGUCGGAGUCUGUCGCCAGUUUGUAUGGCUGUCGAUCGCGAACAAAUGGGUGGUGAUAUCAGCUCUUCCUCAACUGAGUGCGGUGGUCCGAUCACUAUGCAAAACGGUGACCCGUCAAUGCUGGAGCAAACGAAAUUUGCAAAACAUUGUUUGCUUUCCCUGCCUAUCGUAGAACCGGUCUGGAAGCGGCUCGCCUGGUCUAGCGCUCUGUUUCCACCGGACAUCUCUCCCAGUUAUACCGCUGUUGUUGCUGAUCUUGGUCUGUGUUUGGAUCUAAGUCAAAGUNGCAGUGUCCUGGUCGGAAAUCCUUAUUACAUCGCACCUGAGUGCCUCAACCGAAUCGCUCCGUACACAUUUGCGGCCGAUGUUUUCUCCUUUGGUAUCCUAAUUUGCGAAUUGAUCACUCGAUUGGUCAACGACGGUGCACGAAUACCGCGGACGAAUGACUUUGGAUUGGACCACCAAAAUCUCCCCGUACCGCCUACAUGUCCACCGCGAUUGCACCAAGUUGCCCUGGACUGCUGUACCGUGGAUCACUUACAACGCCCUCCACUGAAGACAAUCAUUACAGAGCUAGUGGAAAAUUUGACGGAUCAUCACCCUGCUGGUUGCCACUCCCUCCGGACCACAUCUCCGAAACACCAUUCGAGUCGAGCAAACGAUUGUGUGGAAACAGCAGCACCAGGACCAGCACCCGCUGUCCCUGGCCUUAUAGCCCAGGAAUAGAGAACCAUGGCCUUCCAACUGAAGCUCAAGACAUUUUAUCUUCAGUCGACAGUCAGGUAGUGCCCACCGCCUGGGGUCCGUUUGAAUACCGCAUUUCCUCAAACAUUCCAAAUGACCAAUGGAUAGUUCUUGCGUUCUGCUCUUUUCAUCUAGCUCUCGGUUUUUCAGACCAUAUGUCUGAUUGAGAACUACUUUCGGAAUAACUACCUACGGUCUUGCCACCCACCAGUUCACGAAGCGACAAAUCAAAGCCAGCGACUUGUGGUGGUUAUAAGCUGGCUUUCAGUUGCCUUGCUUUUGCUCUGAAAAGAAACCUAUCUGUUGUUGUACGCUACCAGUUCUUUCCAAAUUAUUCGGACUGACAAUUCAUUUGGAGGAAGCAAACAAGUUCUGGCUUCCUCUAUCCAUACACAUACCCGAUGUACAUAUUACCUUUCCCUCAGUGGUAUUUUGCUCUUCUUCGGUUGUGCACUGUAACAUACGGAAAGCACCUUGCCACUCCACUUGCAAUGGUUCGAAAAUUCUUUAUUCUUCUGUUAAAUAAUUUCAUCCGUAACUUUGGUUGGCUAUGUGAAUAAUAAAGUCCA